Molecule: messenger RNA, 1725 nt
Organism: Saprolegnia parasitica CBS 223.65
Lineage: Eukaryota; Oomycota; Saprolegniomycetes; Saprolegniales; Saprolegniaceae
Exons: 13
Coding region: 1-1725 (574 amino acids)
Biological process (GO): regulation of telomere maintenance via telomerase; telomere capping
Cellular component (GO): chromosome, telomeric region; nuclear telomere cap complex
Molecular function (GO): telomerase inhibitor activity; G-rich strand telomeric DNA binding
Source: RefSeq, a predicted model, not a curated record
AUGGGCGUCGACGCCUGGCUCCAGGAGACGGUCGUGCUCUGCGUGUGGCCGCGUCGGUCGCUGCCGCUAAGUGACGCGACCUUUGACAUUGGCGGCGGGCCCUGCGCGAGCGUGGCCUCGCGCGUCGUGACGAUGGAGGUCGAGGAGCUGCAUCCGCCGCUCGCCGAGGUCCCGCCCCGCCGGUCGCUCGUGUACCUCUACGACGACUGGGCCGACAAGGUCGCUAGCUUCCUCAAGAAGGGCCACGUCGAGACCGAGUCGAUGGCAUCGACGGCGUCGCAGGCCACCGACUUUAGCUGCGUCGUCGUGGCGUCGCCCACGCUUCUCGAGGCCGCCGGUCUCUUUAUCCACGACGAUAGUAGCGAUAACGACGACGACGACGACGCGCCGCGCACCAUCUUUCUGCGCUACCAAGAGCCGAUCCGAGCGCCCAACUCGGACCAAGUCGCGUACGAGCGCCUCUGCACCUUGCGCGCGGACACGCGGCCGCCGCCGCCGUCGAAGAAGCGCCGACUCCGCGUUGGCGACGAGUACCAGUACACACCGCUGGCAUCGCUCGGCGAGCGCACGGCGGACGUCUACGGCGUCGUCGUCUCGUACACGACGCCGAAGCAGUCGUCGCGCGGCCGGAUGGACUUUGAGAUGACGAUCGCCAUUACCGACGAGUCUCGACCCGAGCGCGCCCAGGCGCUGUACAUCAACGUGUUUGCGCGCGACCUCGCGCACCUCCCGCGUAUCCUCGCCGUCGGCGACGUCGUUCGGUUCCACAAGCUCUUGAUGUCUCGCUACAACGGCGUCCUCGUCGCACUCUGCACGCGCGCGUCGCGCUUCGUUGUGUUUCGAAUGGCCGAUGGCUCGGACACGGACGUCGUCAUGACGCAUACGUACGAGACAGUGACGUACCACCCGUCCGACAAGGCCCGCGCGAUCGCCCUCUUGCAGUGGGGCGCGGCCACGCUCUUAAACGACCACACGCAGUGCCCACGCAAUCACUUUGGCCCGCCGCGCGCCUUGCGACAUUGCUACCCGGCCGCCUACGUCGACGUCAUUGCAUACGUCGAGUCGCCGUUCCGCGCCGGCCAUCCGGCGGUUGCAGUCGUCUCGGACCGCAUGCACGUGACGGCCGAGGUACACGUGCACGCGCACUUUGCGGCGCUGGACGCGAUGGGCUGGGCGGCGGCGGCGGUCGGGCGCUGGUGCCGCUUCCGCGGCGUCGAGGUCACGGCCACGGACUCGCUCGUGCUCCAUUUUCGCGUGUCGUCGUCGCUUGAGAUCUACCCGACGCCAGCGACCCCGCCACGGCCCCUGCCGCUCGACCGGAUUGUGACGAGAGUGCCCCGGGAGAUUGCCGCGCUCGGCUGCGUGAACUUGGCUGUGUUUCUGACGCGGCCGGUCCCGUGCAAGGCCCACGUGCUGGCCGAGAUUGUCGACGUGAGCCCACGGACGGCCGGUGCCUUCACCACCCGGAUGAACAACCGAGAUGUGUACAUGGGCCUCUUGCGGCUCCAAGAUGCGACGGCGAGCGUCGAUGCCAUCCUCUUCGGCGCCGACGGGGAGUUGUUCUUUGGUCGGCCCGCCCGCCACGGCGACGAUACCGAGGCGGCGGACGCGCAGCUCACGCACCUUCGGACGCACCGGCAGCCCUUGCAGUGGUGCCUCGUGUCCUACCGAACGACCACUGGCGACGUCCGUGUCCGCAUCGUGCAGACCCAACUCGGUAGCUAG